UAAUAAACUUUCUUGCAGCUAUUACGUGAGGCCAAAUCAACAUGUUUCACGUGCAGUUUGAAAACACAAGGAUUUAAACCCUACGAUGUUACUUCAUCUGCUGGUUGCAUUAUUGACCGUAUGUUUCGGUGAAAGCUACACCAUCAGAAGUUCGGUCUCGUGGGCUGUCACGAAUGAUGUGGUGGAUGAAGAGCUGGACACACACUCGGAUGAAACGCCAGCUGUGCUCGUCGAUAAUACCGCGAUCUGGAAACAAACAUAUCCGUCCUCUGUGUACCGGGACGGUGCAGAAAAAAAGACCGAACAGAGAUCGAAGGGCGAGCACUUAUCACCGGCAUCCCGUGUGUUUUCAUACCGAUUGGCGGAGGUUAAAGCGCCGUCCAGCAUCCCGACCCCUCCGCCUCAUGAGGAGACUGCGAGAACCGCCAGAUACAUAGCGCACUACAGCGCCUGGGGUUUCCUAGCAACCAUCUCCACGCAAGAUAAGAUCAAAGGACUUCCAUUUGGAAACAUCUUCUCCAUCAGUGACGGCCCACUGGACAAUAGCACCGGAACGCCAUAUUUUUAUGUAACACCUAUGGACAACACUGUGAUGGAUCUUCACAGUUUCCCUUUUGCCUCCUUAACAUUUUCUGAAGCAGAAGGAGAUUUCUGCAGGAAGCAAGUUUAUGACCCUGAGGAUCCAAGGUGUGCUAGACUUACUUUGACUGGUAAAAUGGUUGAGGUUGGGCCAGAAGAGCUUGACUUUGCCAAAGAAGCAAUGUUUUCCAGGCAUCCUGUUAUGAAGAAGUGGCCUCCAGAACAUAAGUGGUUUUUCAUGAAGCUGGUUCUAGAACAAGUUUGGCUUCAGGACUGGGUUGGUGGAGUCUCUCUCAUUCCACCUCAAGAGUAUUUCAAAGCAACACCUUUCUGAGUAAAUUAAAUGCAUUAUAUUUUGAAAAUAGUUCAAGAGAAUAUUCAAACUGAAUUAAGACAGAAGGUGGUAGUAUUUAUUUCUAAACUGUUACUGACUACAUUUUGCCUUGGCCAUAAUGUUGGUUACCAUGCCUCUGGUACAUUCAGAGAUUCUUUUAUCAAAAGUGAAUUACAAAUAAGAGAGCAUUUAACAAAAAAUUCAAGUUACUGUAUGUAAGAAUGAUCUAAAAAACAACAACUUGUAGACUUGGCCUGACAAAAUAUGUUUAUGUUUUAUAACAGCCAUGGAAAAAAUAAGAGACUACUCCAGUUUACCUUUAAUCAUUAUUUCUACAUGAAUUGUGACCAUUUCAGUCCAGUGUCUGUUGAAUUCCAAAAAAUGCAAAUCUUAGGAGUUACAAUAAAGUCACCCAGCAGCAAUGUGAAAGACUGAGAGAGCAAGAAACAUGAAAGAUAUCAUUACAAAUCAGGGUUAUUCUAUCAAAUAUUCAUUUUUUAAUUAUUCCUAAAAUAAAUGUAAAAUUAUUAGCAUUGUGUUAGCAUGAAUAUAAACAUGUUUUGUUUGCCGUAUUCAAGAUUUAAAAACAUUGCAUUUUUUUGAUAGUUUGUCUGAUUUCCGUUUUCUGCAAAUAUCGGUAAAUCUGUAAAAGAUUAAGCCAGGACUGGGCCUUGGUUAUGCUAGGAUAUUUUUAUAAACUUACCUUACAAAAAGCAUUAGAGGUGUGCAUCUUCAGGCAAAACAAUGUCAGUGAUAUGUUUUAAGAAAUGUCAGCGAAAGUAGUUUGCAGUUAAGACUCCCUAGACAUUCAUUUUAGUCUGGGACUAUGCUUAAGUCCUGCCCCUAUAAAUAGUAGAUUUAGAUAAACUGAAAAUAAUCUUAAAGUGGUCUCUUAAUU
Messenger RNA from Paramisgurnus dabryanus, 1811 nucleotides. RefSeq names its product cellular repressor of E1A-stimulated genes 2 (gene creg2). The record is from RefSeq and is a predicted model, not a curated record. Lineage: Eukaryota; Metazoa; Chordata; Actinopteri; Cypriniformes; Cobitidae.